Nelumbo nucifera (sacred lotus) is the source of this 1762-nucleotide messenger RNA. RefSeq lists its product as uncharacterized. The record is from RefSeq and is a predicted model, not a curated record. Lineage: Eukaryota; Viridiplantae; Streptophyta; Magnoliopsida; Proteales; Nelumbonaceae.
CCUUGCUUUCAACCCACGCUUGGGCUGCUGCAGUCCCAAACUACAAAGCACACACAAUUCCAAGCCUAGAGAGAGAAAGAGGAGAGAGAGAGAGAGAGAGAGAGAGAGAGGAACCCGGGAACCAACUUGAAAAAGAAAGAAAAGACCCUGAAAGCAAAGCACGCCAAGGAAAAAGCAGAAAAGCAAAACUAAUCAUCAUAUCCAUUCAUGGGCUGCUCUGUUUCGAGACCUGAAGGCCGCGUUUUCAACAAAUCAGCCACCGUCGAGACCUCUGCCACCGGUGCUACUCCGCCGAUCUCACGAGCCCUCUCCCUGCCGACUCCCCUUGUCCACCACCCGCCCCUCAAGAAAGGCGACACCCACCACCUUGUUUCCCUCACUUCCACCACCUACGGUUCGCUCCUCCUCCUCGACUCCGAUCACAACCACUCAAACCCUAAAUUCAACCGUCAAGAUCAGGAUCUAGAUCGCCUCCCUGCUUCCUUUCCGCAGUAUAAAGCCCUAGCCGACCAAGAGACCCCGUCGCCUGAUUCUGUGAUCAACGCUUGGGAACUCAUGGCUGGACUCGAUGACUUCGAUUACUCCGCCAAAUCCGUUUCUGCUUCCUCCGUUCGUGAUUCCCCCAAGAAACCCUAUCCGUGUCCAGUUCAAGAAGGAUUCGUGAAGAAAAUGUGCAGUUCAUUUGAAUCAGCCAGGUCGUCGCCAGCGAAAAAGAAUUCGGUGUUGGUCGAUCCGAAGGUGAAGAAAUUGCAGUGUAACUCAUUCAAUUCUUUUGAUUCUUCGGCAAUGGCGAUUCCGGAAAUGGAGAUACCAAGUUCUCCGUCGAAGCCGCUUUGGAAGCACUUGUCUGAGGAAUCGCUGCUUGCGGAUUUGGAUCCGAAUGUCGCUUCUAGUUUCAGGCGAGCUUUGUCUACUAAGCAACUAGGGUAUAAUCAGUCGAGAGCAGUGAGGCCAGUUGGGUCUGGAGCUAAGGUUUCGCCUUUGUUUGAUAAUCGGAUUCGGUUGCCAGGAACUGAGGAUAGGAUCGUGCUGUAUUUCACCAGUUUGCGGGGAAUUCGGAGGACUUACGAGGAUUGUUGUACCGUUCGAACUAUCUUCAAGGGGUUUAGAGUUCCGGUCGACGAGCGGGACAUUUCGAUGGAUUCGGCGUACCGGAAAGAGCUGCAGAGUGUGCUCGGAGAGAAGACUGUAAGCUUGCCCAAGGUUUUUAUCAGGGGGAAGUACAUUGGAGGGGCUGAUGAAAUUCGGCAGCUUCAUGAGGUCGGUGAACUGGCAAAGCUUUUUAAAGGGUUCCCUGUUCGAGAACCUGGGUUUGUCUGUGGGAGCUGUGGUGAUGCAAGGUUUGUUCCUUGCUUGAAUUGCAAUGGCAGUCGCAAGGUGUUCGACGAAGAGGAAGAGCAAUUGCGGCGCUGCCCGGAGUGCAAUGAGAACGGAUUGAUCCGGUGCCCUGAUUGCAGUUCUUGAUUGCUAUGGGUGAUCGAUUGCAAGUAUAUAUAGUUCGCUACGUGUGGUGAGGAUUGCAUAAAAAACGAAAAAACAAAAGAAACUCAUAGUAAUGCUAUGGAUUUCUAUCAAUUUAGGGUUUGAUUUGAAAGUCUUGCUGGGUUACUCUGCUUUCACUCUAUGUAAAUUGAUCAUCACUUGGGUAUUCUUGUUCAUCAUCUCUCUUUUUUUUGAUGAAUUUGUUCAUCAUCUCUCUUGACAAUACAAAAAAAAAAUAAUAAUAAAAGUACAUUUUUUGUUGCUGUCUUAUUAACCAUUA